UUGCAGAUGCUAACAUGGUUCUGAAAGAUUCCUGUUCUUGACGACAAAGAUGAUUGGUGGAAAUUACAUGAGAAUCUUCUUUAGUCUCAACAACACAUUUGACAAACAGUUGACAAACAGUUGACAUCUCCAUUUCUUUUCCCAAAUGGAAACCCCAAGCCCAGUGCCCAAACACUUCCCAAAGGUCUUAGUUCUCCGUCCCUCAGAUGUUUUCACCGUUCUCGAAAAUAAAUUCUCAGGGAAAUUCGAAUUCCUCAAAGCAUGGGAAUUCCCGAUUCCCACCGACCAAUUCCUCUCCACCCACGCAACUUCCGUGGAAGCCAUGUUCUGCUCCGCCAACACUUCGGUCACCGCCGCCGUGCUCCGCCCCCUGCCGUCGCUUAGGCUCAUCGUCACCACCAGCGCCGGCCUCGACCACAUCGACUUGCCGGAGUGUCGCCGCCUUGGAAUCUCCGUCGCCAACGCCGCCACCGUAUUCUCCGAGGACGUCGCCGACACGGCGGUCGGACUUUUGAUUGAUGUUCUGAGAAGAAUCACCGCCGCUGAUCGGUACGUUCGUGGUGGUCUUUGGCCAGUCAAAGGAGACUACCCUUUGGCUUCUAAGUUGGGAGGCAAGCGAGUUGGGAUAAUCGGAUUAGGAAGCAUUGGCUUAGAAGUUGCAAAGAGGCUUGAUGCCUUUGGCUGCACUAUCUCAUACAAUUCAACAAAGAAGAAACCGCACGUUGCUUUCCCCUUUUAUCACAACGUUCUCGACCUUGCAACUAACUGCAAUGUCCUAGUCAUUUGUUGUGCAUUGACAGACCAAACGCACCACAUGAUCAACAAAGAAGUCUUGUUAGCAUUAGGAAAGAAAGGAAUUGUUAUAAACAUUGCACGCGGGAGUGUUAUUGAUGAGAAAGAACUCGUGCAGUGUUUGGUCCGAGGAGAGAUUGCAGGUGCCGGGUUGGAUGUGUUUGAGAAUGAACCUGAGGUUCCUAAAGAGCUCUUUGAAUUAGAUAAUGUUGUUAUGUCACCGCAUCGAGCGGUCUUUACAGAAGAAUCUUUUAAUGAUUUGUGUGAACUUAUGGCCGGGAACUUCGAAGCUUUCUUCUCAAACAAGCCUUUACUGUCUCCGGUUGACUAAAAGGAGGUUUGUUUCUCAAUGUCUCUUGUCUUGGAUGAAUGAUUGGAUUAUAUUUGCUGGUUUGUGUUGUGUGUGUCUUGUAUUCUACUUGGUCUGUGCUUAUGAUUCGUUCUGGCCUGCACAACCCAAUUAAUGUGGCAAAUGACGAAGGUUUCUUCUGAGUCCAACCCGGUUCUUGUUAUUAUGAGUUAUUUUGGGGAUUAUGGUAAUGAGAUCAGAGAGAACUCUUGUUGGAGACAGCUUUUCAGAUAGACAACCACUCCUUGUAAUUUCUUCUAUUUUGAUAGUGAAUUGUUUGUCAUUUUUUGCUGGUGGAUAUAGGCAUAAUUCAAAACCUCGUAUAUAAGUUUGUGUUGUUGCAUGAUUGCUUUGUUUUACUUUCUCAUUUUCAUUUGUUCCCUUAUAAUAGUUUGUUUCUCAUA
Messenger RNA from Camellia sinensis, 1545 nucleotides. Its product is annotated as glyoxylate/hydroxypyruvate reductase HPR3. Gene Ontology annotation, cellular component: cytosol. The record is from RefSeq and is a predicted model, not a curated record. Gene Ontology annotation, molecular function: hydroxypyruvate reductase [NAD(P)H] activity; NAD binding; glyoxylate reductase (NADPH) activity. NCBI's taxonomy places the organism in Eukaryota, Viridiplantae, Streptophyta, Magnoliopsida, Ericales, Theaceae.